Molecule: messenger RNA, 1653 nt
Organism: Brassicogethes aeneus
Lineage: Eukaryota; Metazoa; Arthropoda; Insecta; Coleoptera; Nitidulidae
Source: the annotation of a GenBank genome assembly
AUGGAAAAUAUUGCGAUUCCCGAUGAUAUACAAACACUUUGCAGAUUUUGUUUGUUGCAAAAUGAACCGACGAUAUGUUUUACUCAAGGGGAGAUACAAAGCUUUCUACAUAAUCUGCAUUUAGACGUGGAGAUAAGCGAUGCUUUGCCCGGGAAAAUUUGUGUACAGUGCUAUAAUUCCAUAGCUAACGCCUCAAAGUUUAUAAACAUGGUUCAAAGCAAUGAAAAUGCUAUUAAAAAUAUUAAAAGUACAAAGUAUGAAGACUUAAAUAUAUCAAAUUCAGAUGAUAAAAUACAGAAUGAUAUUAGUAGUUCUAAUGAUGAGGCACACGUAUUUAAAUACAAAUGUAAAUUUUGUUGGCAAACGUUUAAGAAAAGUUUUAAGAUGAAAAUUCACGUGUAUCGAUGUGGGAAAGUUCUGAAAAAUAUGUCAACAUUCCUGGAUGGUAAUGUGAGGAAAUAUAAAUGUGGUUUAUGUAAGUUAGUUGGGUUGAGAAAGGGGAAUAUGAGGAGGCAUAUUGGGGGGGUAAGUUGUAAAAAAAAGGUUAUUGAUUGUAUAAAUAAAAUGGACAAAGAAAUGUUAAAAAAAAUCACUAGGGGGUCUGAUGUUGUUCUAUAUAGAACAACAUCAGACCCAUAUGAAUGCCCAUUGUGUUUUAAGUCAUUUAAAUCUUUAAAAAGUGUCGCAAAUCAUUUAUCUUCUGAAGAGUGUUUAAAAGUAACAUCUGAAACCACUGAUUUGAUGAUGUUGAAUGAAUCACAUGAAGAUUCUGAUGAUGACAAAAAAUCGUAUAAAUCUAAAUGCCCGUUCUGUAAAAACUCAUUUUCCGUUGAGGAAACGUACAAAAAACACGCAAUUUGGUGUGAAGCUGUCUACACAAACAUAGAAGAAUUUGUGGAGGAAAACAUCAAGAAAUUCAGAUGUAGAAUUUGCAACCACAUACUUUGUAGUAAGUUUGGUUUGAAGCGCCAUAUUGGAACUGCAUUGUGUAAAAAAACCUUCAACAACUCACUAGAGAACGGCAAAAAAGAUUUUCUCCUAAAAAUAUCAAAAAUUUCAAACACAAACCACACCAUAACCUAUCAAUGCCCCUUAUGCAAAAAAGAUUUCCACCAGGAAAAUCGCAUAAUAGACCACUUAAAACAAAUGAACUGCAUCGAGAUUCUGAACCCGGAAGGGCAAGAUUUCAAGGUCAAGCGGAAGCUGCAGUGUUGCCACUGCAUCGCUCAGUUCAAACGGAGAGGGGAGCUAGGCAGGCACGUUGAUUGGUGCGGGAAAAUAAGCGGCAACAUUGUGGAGGAGGGGGGGUCGUUCAGGUGUUUUCUCUGCGAUUAUAUGUCGAAUUACAAGUUCAACGUUAGGAUGCACAUUGGGGGGGAGGAGUGCCGACGGAGAAUAUCCGAGAUUUUGGCGAAAGAUUAUAAGGAUAUUAAGAAUGUUAUAGAGAAGGUGGCCAAGGUUAAUAGUGUUACAAAUUCGGUGUUCUAUGAGUGUCCAUUGUGUAAAAAAACCUUCGGGAGCGUUAAUGAUAUUUUUGAUCAUUUAAUGAACAUAAACUGUUUGUCUAAAGUUGAUGAUGUAGAUAUUGAUUUGCUCCCCAUUGAAGAUCAGUUGAAUUAUUAUGAGGAAUCAAAAGAAACCUUAUAAGUGCAC